Rubroshorea leprosula is the source of this 2966-nucleotide messenger RNA. Lineage: Eukaryota; Viridiplantae; Streptophyta; Magnoliopsida; Malvales; Dipterocarpaceae. The record is from the annotation of a GenBank genome assembly.
GAGAGAGAAAGGGAGGGAGAGGGGGGGUAGAGAGAUAGAGCUUUAAGAGAGAUAAAAGGGAAGCUGAAGCUCUGAAAUACUCUGCUCGCCCAAACCUCCCUCACCUCCCCUCUGAUUUGCAGAGAGAAUCCAAAGGAAAAAACAUCCAGCCUAUAGAAAUUACUCGCAACACAAGAACGCGAAGAACAGAAACAGCAACAGCAUACGAAAGAGUUUUUAUUUUUUCUUUAAAUUUUUUUUUUUCAAUUUCCUGCUCAAAAAAAAGAAAAAAGAAAAAAAAAGGAGAAAAAUCCCAUCAAUUUCCUCUUAUCCAAUCAGUAAGUCCCCUCCCGCCUUAUUAUUUUCCCUCUCUUUCCCUUUCACUUCUUUCCUUUUCUGCCAGUUAAUCUAUCCCUGUAAUCAGAUCUAACUCUGAUUUCUUCUUCGUCUCGAAUCUCAAUUCCGAGAUCUGGUGUUUUUGUUUUUGACUUCACCUUUCGAGUCAGUUCAUCUCAAGUUUUUAGGUUGACUUCUGUAUCUGGACCGUAUUUUGCAGCACCUGGAUUUUUGUUUAACGCAUCUGGAUCAAAUUGGGUGUCCGAAAAUCGUGUCUCGUUGAGUUCGCCAUCGUCAUGUUGGAGAACCGGUCCGGUGAGUCCUGUUUGGUUUCUAGAGCCUUCGCGAGGUCUUGCCAGCCGGAAACCCAGUGGUCGUCGUUCAUGAGGAGUUUCAUUCCGAAUACCAAGCGCCCGCUGGAAUUAGAUGAAUCCCAUGAUUGUCGACAAACCAAAGCACCCAAGCUGGCGGAUUCCAGCGAAAGCCCGCAGGAUUCGGUUGAGCAAGCUUUUGGCGAUGAUAAGCAGCUCAUGGAUUCCGACGGGGGCUCCGCGGAUUCCGUUGAGCAAUCAGAUGCGGAACGUGGGGAUGAUGGGCUCCCUCAUUUUCCGCAGGAUUCCAGUGAGCAUUCCGAGGUAAUUGAGAGUGAAUCAGAUAACUCUUUCCAAAGUAAGUACUCGGAGCUUCUGGAUUCUGUUGAAAACUUGAUGGAACGCCGUGAACAAUAUCAAGAUGAUGGUAAUGAGCUUUUGGGUUCUGAUGGGUCACUGCCAGAAUCCCAUGAGCAGCCGAGCUAUGUUUCUGGUGUUGAUGAUAAUCAGAUCCCGGAUUCUCCCCGGGAGCCCAAUAAACCAUUGGAUGGUGGCGACAGCCAGCGUCAAGGUGGUGAUUCCGCCUCAGAUUUGGAUUCUCUUAUCCAACCCAUUGGCCGAGACAACUCCAUCACUUGUCUUCUUAGGUGCUCCAGGUCUGAUUAUGGUUCCAUUGCAUCUCUAAAUCGGAGUUUUCGCAACUUAAUUAGGAGCGGAGAUAUCUAUAAGCUUCGGAGGAAGAAUGGUGUGAUUGAGCACUGGGUCUAUUUUUCUUGUAACCUCCUUCAGUGGGAGGCGUUUGAUCCAAUUGGCCAUCGGUGGAUGCGUCUGCCCCAGAUGCCUCAUAAUGACUGCUUCACUUUUGCAGAUAAGGAAUCCCUGGCUGUGGGCACGGAGUUGCUUGUUUUCGGGAUAGCCCAGGUCAUAUAUAGGUACAGUUUACUGACUAAUUCCUGGUCUACAGGGCCGAGGAUGAAUGUUCCGAGGUGUUUGUUUGGGUCUGCUAGUCUUGGUGAAAUUGCAAUUCUAGCAGGUGGUUCUGAUUCUCAGGGAAAUGUCCUGAGCUGUGCAGAAAUGUACAAUUCCGAGACUCAAGAAUGGGAGACUCUCCCUCCUAUGAAAAAACCAAGGAAGAUGUGUUCUGGGGUGUUCAUGGACGGAAAGUUCUAUGUCAUUGGGGGCAUUGGAGGGAGUGAUUCAAGGGUUCUCACUUGUGGCGAGGAGUAUGAUUUAGAGAGGAAAACGUGGACUGAAAUACCUAAUAUGUCUCCUGGUGAAGCUAGGGAGGGUGACAUGCCUUCGGCAGCCGGAGCACCACCUUUGGUUGCGGUAGUGAAUGAUGAACUCUAUGCAGCUGAUUAUGCCGGCAUGGAGGUCAAGAAGUAUGACAAGGAGAACAGAUCUUGGUUUACAGUGGGAAGUUUACCUGAAAGAGCAGCUUCGAUGAAUGGUUGGGGUCUUGCUUUCAGGGCAUGUGGAGAUCGACUGAUUGUGAUUGGUGGACCUAGAACAACGGGUGGAGGUUUUAUAGAACUCAAUUCUUGGGUUCCUCGUGAAGGCCCUCCCCAAUGGAUUUUGCUAGAUAGAAAGGAAUCGGGUAAUUUUGUGUAUAAUUGUGCUGUGAUGGGAUGCUGAUGGAGAUGGAUUUUGGUGGCGCCAUGUGCUGUGGAAUGGUAAUUUCCACCAUUGGGAUAUACAAGAUUGUUUCCUCCUUCAACUAAGGAUUCAUGCUAAUGGGUAAUUUCGUCUUCUUUUUCAGAUCUUUUCCCUUUUGGAUUGGGGAGGAUGAUGAAGAGUUUCAGAUUUUACUCAAGAUUCAACAGAAUGUUUUAUUGAAAGGUCUUGAGUUUUCUUUCUUUUUUCAAACUUUUACAUUCAAAUUAUCUUCACUUGAAAUUUGUCUCUUCCCCACCUAAAGAACUUUCAGAGGUUGGUGUCAUGUAGCACAGGAAUAGGUUUAAUAAUUUGAAGUACCAACACAUGGUAGGUUGCCAUUAGAGUUUGUUGAAGCUUCUUUUAGAACACAGAACUAGUCACAUGGGUUUCUUGAUCCUUUAAUUUUCUUUGCGUUGUCUUUAAAGGAGGAAAUAAGUUCUGGAGGUUGUUUUCUUUGAUGUUGGCUAAUGUACUGAUAACAUUUAUCAUUACAAUUGAUGGGAAACAUAUUCCAGCAAUUUCUUGUGUACAGUCAUGGAAUUCUUCAUUGUUAAUGCUGAUUCAGAUUAUAAUUUUUUUUUUUUUUUUGCCAUUGUUUAUACAAUUCUUCAUUGUUUGUACUGAAUUUUUAAUUCUGCAUUCUCAGGCUACAUUGCUCUUAUGUAAUAAUUGCUGUUUUUCUUU